Molecule: messenger RNA, 7155 nt
Organism: Amoebophrya sp. A120
Lineage: Eukaryota; Dinophyceae; Syndiniales; Amoebophryaceae
Source: the annotation of a GenBank genome assembly
UUCGACGGUCGCUAUAUUUAUUUUUCCUUUAGUUUAUUGGAAAAGGAAAUCAAAUUUCUUUAGGAGACUGAGAAACAUAAACUAUCGAUGAUUGUGUCGAUCACAGAAAAACAAGAGGAGUCGCAGCAGACGACUUCUGCCUGCCCGCGCCGAAUAACAGAGAAUCUUAAUACCGGCCGUUCUAUUUCCCCGAGUAGGCGGCGCCGCAAAAGAAGAGCUGCUGCAUCCUCACGACAGAGAAGAACGAGAACCAUGCGCGACUUACAACUCCUAGGUGGAGCAAUUAUCGUCUCCGCCACCCUCCACACCACGCCAACCGCCGCGAAUCUAUUUCCACCAAGCUUUGGCGGCUUCGGCAACCUGGGGAAUGUUCCACUUCCGAGCACGAUUCAAGGCGGCGGAGGAGGAGGUGGUUUCAGCACGACCACAUCCACCACAUCGAACAGCCAAAGUGGCUCGAACAAGAACAAUGGUCAACAUAACAACAUAGACACGACCAGUUGGCUGAAGCAAAAAUUCACCCAUCUGCAGGGCGGCUUGGCAACGCUGUUCCCUUAUCAUCCGGAUAUUUAUUUGCGGAGUAUUUUCGACGACAAACCUUCGGAAAAGUUCCAGCCACCGACGGAGAGAAAACGGAGUAGUUCCUCAGCGGGAGAAGUGGCAGGAGCUGCAUCAGGAACACGCGCCGAUCAUGCGGACAAGGACGAUGCGUCAACCGGAUCAGUGGGCACCAGCGCAGCAGGUUUAUCGGCGUCCAUAGCUGCAGAUGACCACGACGCGGACGAGGCGGACGCUCAGGCUUUGCUCGGUAUGAUCAAUACCGCCUCUUCCAAUGCUAGGUCCUCUGCUGGCGCAGGAGCAGCGACAAUAGGAACAACUGCAGCGAGAUCUGGUUCCACGCUCCUGAGCUUCAAAAAACUCGACAGCAAAGUGGUCGCCUUAUUCAACGCGGAUUCCGGGGAGGUCAGCGGGGUGCUGAAGCGGAAUACUCGUCAUGUGGGUGUUGAUUCAUCUGAAAAUAACGAGCGAACAGUCUCUACAGCAUCUUCGCAAGCGGGACUACUAUUUUCACCCUCGUCAUCCCGCGGGUGCGUGGUAAUCGACGUCGCUACCGCCGAAAGCCAAGAAAUGACGCCGUCCGGCGCACUCACUAUGAACUGCAAAACAAGUAUCGUAUUCGUAUAAAUGCAUUACAAAUUUUCUCAGCAUGAGAAAUAAAAUUUGUAAUGCUGAUUUACCUCAAGAAAAAGAUUUGUAAUGCAUGAUUGCAAUACGAGCACGAUACUUUUGCACAGUAUACUCACCUCAGGUGGGCAGCCAGCAGCGGAAAACUUCAAGCCGGAGGACGUUUUUAAAAAGCUGAAUAUGCUCCAGAAACGGACGCACAGGCCAUAUUUGUAAUGCAAAAAUAAAUAGACAAAAAAAUCUGCAUGCCCUGAACAGGAUGUUACGGCCUCGCCCAUGACAGAUUUUCCUGUGUAUUUAUUUUUGCAUUACAAAUAUGCCCUGCCUGCUUUUUUCUGUGGGAUACAGAAACUGUGGAACUUACAGGACCUGGUGAGCAUUGGGAACGAAGGAGAGGACUCUCGUGUUGGCCAAGAAUCCGAUGGUACUGGAGCUGGUGCAGAAGUAGAACGCACUCGAAAUCGUCCAAGUGAAGAUGGCCAGGAGCACGAGGACCAGAAUUAUAAAGCCACCACUUUCUACUCGUCCCAGGCCGCGCUCCACGUCCUCUGGCUGCACGGAAAAGGAAAAUCCCUGGACCCAUGGUUGCUUGUCGCCGAGAAGCUCUGCAGCCACUACGACCUGCUGGUCCUGGAGGACGAGCUGUUGAUUGUCGCGUUCCGCGAAAAAACGACGAACAUGCGCGAGGAGUUGAAAAAGUGCAAAUUAGUCCCCUUCGAUGCCAACGAAAACCCGGAUACGGAGAAGUUUCACAGCCUGCCCUGGCGGCCGGAUAUCAAAUGCUGCAAAUAUGUCUGGGUCUGGAAACUUGUGAUGCUGGUUUGCGAAUGAUUAGGAUGCCGCAAUUGCCGUUCCAGCAUGACAAGUUUCUGAGGUGGUCGGUGUAGUCUAUCCUGCACGACAUACUGCGUUUCCGCAUGACAGAAAAGCGACGCGGCUAGCAGUACGCACUAGUGGUGUUUGUUGACCACGUGUACUGGCUCAGGGAGAGUCGGUAGGUGCCGCGGGGGUGGCUCAACGGCCAAUCGGGGUUUCGUCCAUGUACGCAUGGCGUACCAGUUCACCCACAGGCGACACAGCGUGUGUCGUCGAAAACCGGAUUAAGAGGGGCCGUCGGACCGGGAAAUCGCUUGCUGGUUAAUAUGUAUGCGUGACAAGCUGGCUGCGCUUUGCAUUCGUGGCAGUUCAGGAGACUAGAAGAACUGGUGAAGCGAUCGGAUCGACGAGGUGCGUCAGGGGGCGUCACUCAUUCAUUCAUUCAUUCAUUCAUUCAUUCAUUCAUUCAUUCAUUCAUUCAUUCAUUGGGUAACGUGCAUGACAGACUUGAGGGCCAUGCUAGCCGAGCAUGACAAGUCUGGCACUCUUCCAGACCCAGACACUUUUGCAAUCCAUGCCGGACGAAAUUUUACCGAUUCAGUUGGAGGGAAUCCCUCUCGUUUCUUUCCACGCGCACCGGGUUUUCGACAAGGAAGCGCAGCGAAACCACCACAAGUGGCUGGAAAACCCAGACGAAUGGACGCCGUAUUUCCUGGACAUGGUCCGCAAGGGCGAAGUGGUCAUGUGCCUCGACGCGGUACGCAUUACAAAAGCAUCGUACUAAGUAGAAAUUGCAAUACAAAUUGGCUCAGCAUUCAAAAUGAAAUCUGUAGUAAAAGUAAUGCUGCCAGCAAUUACUACGAAACGAGUGCGAUACUUUUGCAAUGCAUACGCGGAACACUGCAGCAACGACCGCAUGCCGUUCCGGCUCAUAUUUACCGAGGAAAUCCAUCCUGAGUAAAAGCGUACCCACACCAGAGUCAAGAUGGGGAUUUUGCAACACAAACCUAGGAGUUUUGGGAGUCACGCAUGACAAGUUUCAGUCCGUAAGGUAGUGCAAGUUAGCAAGUGCAGCCGCAUCACAAAUCGAUCUGCUGAUCCUGUGUGUGUUUACAGCAUUACAAGUUCCCAAACACGAUUGAAAAUGCCUGUCAUGGGGUUGCGCAUCACAAAUGUUCCUGUCAUGGCAAAUCUGCAUGACAACUCUGGUGUGGGGACGUUUUUACACAGGAUAAAAUCGGCGAAGAGUUCAUCGAGUGCUUAUCCCAGUAUGAACCGCAAAAGUAUCGUGCUCGACGUACGAAUCGCAUUUAUGCAUUACUAAUUUCUUUUUCAAGCUAAAUCAGGAUGACAAAUUUCAUUUGUCAUGCUGAAUUUGUAUUGCAAUACUACGAAUUGUACGAUGCUUUUGCAUUUCAUACCCAGGGGAUCAUCCCGAUUUACUACCUGUCCGCAAACCUAGCUUCUUUUCUGGAACGGGUGUUGCUCUUCAUGCCGUUCUACUUCACGAGUCCGAAGGAAAUGCACAAUCUCGUGGCGACGUUGACGGAUGGCAGCGGGAUCCUACAACACGGGGUGCGGAUGUACAUGACGCACGAGUCCAACCACUACUUGACCGCAUUAUACUGGGGCCAGUCGCGGUUCUUGCGGUUCCUCACCGCCGUCACCUCCAUGCACUACCAAGAAAUGUCGAUUGUGUCUGUGAAAGACGAAAUCACCGGGAAAACAACUUCUUCCCUGACGGGGGAGCUCUUAGUUUGUGUCCACUCCGCCAGGAAGAUAUGACAGCGCACAAGAACUCCCCCUCCCUCUCAUUUGUCAUGCAAAAUACCGAAUACACCACUUGCGUUCUUGAAGCACUGUUCGCAAGGUAAGCUUCGGAGCCUGAAACAGUAGUAUCCGUGUGUAAGUAGAUUUGUCAUGCGGAAGGCCCAUUUCUGCCGUUGCUUGUGUUGCUGUUCAUACCAUACAAACGAGGGGGAGGGGGUGUUGUGCACUCUCAUAGAAGAACAAGCGCGCGCGGGCGUUGAUCCGCGAAACCUGGGCGAAGGGGUCCCCGUUAUACCCGGAAAUUUUGGUCCGGGUCGUGUUCUAUGCACUGCAAAAGUAUCGUACUCGUAUAAAUGCAUUACAAAUUUUCUCUGCAUGAGAAAUAAAAUUUGUAAUGCGGAUUUAGCUUAAGAGCAAGAUUUCGAUUUGUAAUGCUUGUUUGCAAUUACUACGAGUGCGAUACUUGUGCACAGAAUAUGUUCUUCAUCGGGAAAAAGCAGAAAAGUAGCGAGAAUGAGUACAACCGCGAAGAGGAGAACGAGAACGACGCGCUGGAAGAAGAGCAUGCUGAGUACCAGGACUUGGUGCUGUUGGACCACUAUGACGACAAGUUUGAGAACAUCUGGAUCAAAACCGCUGCGAUCAUGUAUGACACCCUCAGAAUGGAAAUCCUCAAAGUGGAAAUACUUUGUGAUGCAUGAAAUGCGACACCAAAAAGACUGCAUUGCGGAGAACGCAAUGGAGGCCGACUGUUGUGCUUCUACGGGUUGUUCAGAAUUGGGUUCCUGAUUAGCAUGAGAGGAGGGCACCCCUUUAUAUGCCUAACUAGCAUGACAGAGACAGACACGUUUUGAGUGCCCGGGAAAUUUGUCAUGCGCCGACUAUAAAUGGUGCUCCAACUGGAGUCGUUUUUUUGCAUUACAAAUUAUUUUCACUUUGAGGAUUUCCAACCUGAGGCUUUCAUAUCAUGAAAUUCGGCCUGAUGCAGUUCCGUAAACCCAGUACGAGGACAAGAUAUGCAUUGCAAAAGCAUCGUACUCGUAUAAAUGCAUUACAAAUUUCCUCAGCAUGAGAAAUAAAAUUUGUCAUGCUGAUUUACCUCAAGAAAAAUAUUUGUAAUGCAAGACUUGCAUUUAUACGAGUGCGAUACUUUUGCACAGGAUACAAGACUCCGCUACUUGAUGAAAAUAUCCUUUGCAAAUGAAGUGUCGCACUUGUGUAAAUUCAAUGCUAGUCUCGAAUGACAGAUCUUCUUUCGUAUUCGUUCCUGCUCGAUCUGCAUGACAAACUUGAUUUUAAGUAUUUGCUUUUGAAAAAAGUUGCUGUUGCAAUGCAGUUUUCUGCUAUCUGGUGCGAUACAACUACUUUUGUAAAAAUGCAUAGAAGGCAGACGACGACACUUUUUUCAAUAUCGACGGUAUUAUCGAGGACCUGUUCGCGGCUUUCACGGGGCGGAAGGAAGACGCGAGCUCUCGAGGAAAAACAAAUGUGACAGAAGGUAUUGAUUCAUUAUAGAUACUUCUUUGCGCAUGACAAGAGUAGAGUGCUGCAGCUUUAUUUGAUGUUUUGGUGAAUGCUAUGAUGCGCAAUAUUACGUUGUACUUGAUGUUUUUAUCCCAACCCCCACCAGGCCACGGCGUGGACCUGUGGUCCGCGACAGACGACAUCACGCCACGGGAAAUCAAACCGACGAUCGAUAUGGCGUUCUCAACUGUUACAUUCUCAACUGUUACAUGAAUUUGUGAUGCAAGGAUGGGAAAAGUGAUAGGAGAGAUCUUGCGCGUCUUGCAUGACAGAUUUGGCGCCGAUUAUCCGCCUGUUUGGCCCUCUAAGAAUUUGUCAUGCGAAGCAGCUUGAUGGUGUAGAUUCUGAAAGCAAUUCUGCGUGACAAACCAUGUAACAGUUGAGAAUGUAACGUUUGAGAGCCCCAUAAUCGAAAUCCAGACCGUCGACAUUGGCAACUACGAGUCCUCGAAGCACCUGCUAUCCACAGUAAAUUUCCCGUACACGUACAAAUGCGGUGCCUGCAUGACAAAACUUGGAUGCGAUACUACUUUAGCAUGACAAGUGUUACACUUCAAAUUGGCGCAAUUUGUGAUGCAUCUUGUACAUGCACGGAAAAUUUGUAUUGCAUACCAGCACACCGGGCACUACUGGGGUUUCAUCAUGGCUUUGGUGCAGCCAAAUAGGAACACCACGGACAAAUACUACGUCCCCUACCGGUCGUUUGGCAACGAAUUCUACCCGGCGUACGCCCGCGGAUUGGGUUACGCCAUGAGCGAGGAUUUGGUGCUCGCUGUUGGCCAGUAUGCAAUACAAAUUUUCCGUACAUGUACAAGAUGCAUACACAAAUUUCACCAUAUUUGGAGCGCAAAACUUGUCAUGCUAGACUAGGAUCGAAGCCAAGCUUUGUCAUGUGGAGACCGCAUUUGUUCGCCUACGGGAAAUUUACUGUGGAUAGCCAGGGUUUGUCCGACGGCUCUCUGUCGCCCUUCCCCUACAGGGAGGACGUUUCUGUCGGGUUGUACUUGUAUUCCUUGUCCAAACUGGGCCGCGCGAAGGUCCGGCCGAUGCAGCGGAAGGACCACAUGCCGUUGGAGAUCGAAAAGUACUGCACGGAAGUGUACGACGCGAAGGGACUGAAUUGGGACUUGCUCGAGAUCCACCGGUACCAGUACGACAACCACGAGUGUCUGUGGUAUGACAGUGCACAACUCCCCCUCCCCCUCAUUUGUAUAGCAUGAACGGCAGCACAAGCAUCAGCAAGAAAAAGCAUGCGAAUGCCGGUUCUUCAUGACAGAGUUACACUGGAGCGUAGUACUGUUUGGGCUUCCGGAGAAGUUUAUAAUGCAAACAGAACCAAGACGGGGCACAGCCUCGAUUUGGUAUUUUGCAUGACAAACGAGGGGGAAGGGGUGGAGUUGCGCACUUUCAUAUGUGGAACGUGGUUUCCCGAAGACGAGAAUUGUCCAUGAUUGCGAUGAAAAAUCCGCCUGGUAACGUAGCAGCAGCGGGCCUGAGCCUCCGAUUUCCGAAAUUCGAGCCGAAAAAGAAGUACGUCCCGAAGGAAUUGGACUUCUGUCAGUGCUUCUUGAAUGCGGACGGGAGUCUGAAAAUCGCAAGUGCUGCUAGCGGAGGAAGUGCCGCUGCGAGGGCGGAACUGUGACGAGAUUGACAGUCCGUUUUGUUUCGGCUGAUGAAAAUUAUUUAAGGGUUAAGAAGAACCACGAUAAUUAGAGAGACGCAUUAGUGCCACAACAAGCAACUACAUCUAAUGAUUUUCCAACAUAGCUGUGGUGGAGCAUCGCUUACAUUCGCAACUGCGACUACCAGGCACUUUGUGUGUUGUUCUAUGUCGUUUAUUUCCAGUGUCGGUCUCCUUAC